This is a messenger RNA of Malassezia vespertilionis, 1500 nucleotides long. RefSeq lists its product as uncharacterized. The transcript has a single exon. Gene Ontology annotation, biological process: proteasome-mediated ubiquitin-dependent protein catabolic process. NCBI's taxonomy places the organism in Eukaryota, Fungi, Basidiomycota, Malasseziomycetes, Malasseziales, Malasseziaceae. The record is from RefSeq and is a predicted model, not a curated record. Gene Ontology annotation, cellular component: nucleus. Gene Ontology annotation, molecular function: protein binding; protein-macromolecule adaptor activity. The coding region runs from base 1 to 1500 and encodes 499 amino acids.
AUGACGCCGCGCAAGAAACGUGCAAAUGAGCUUGAUGCGGCGCAGUGUACACGCGUCGUGCGCGGCACUGUAACUCCCAGCCGUGCGUCGCGCUUCUUUUUGCCCCAAACGCCCCCGGCGCGCAAGCAUCCCAGCACGCCGCCCCUAUCUAUUCACUGCUCGACGCCGUACAUGGCUACUCCCACAUCUCCGCACACACCCAGCGAUGCAGAGUACCCCGUAUCGCCGAGUCUUGGGCGGAAAAAACAGCGCGUCUUUGCUUUGCAUGAUACACUGCCACCGAUCCCACGGCGCAGCGUCUCCACGGCGCUGUGGGCGAUGCGCACUCGCACGCCGAUGCAUGGCAUGCCGAUGCGCAGCAUGGCGCUCCCCUAUUCCACACGUACCGAUACCUACCUGGGGUCUUUUUCCCCUCACCGCUGUGGAUACCGCAUCGCAUCGCUCCAUCCGCACGAAACGGCGACGCCGCUUGCGGCUGCGCACAUGCAUGGAUCGAGCGCCGCAGACGGAAUUCCAUGUGUGGCCGUCGGUGAUGACGAAGGGCGUGUACAUCUGCUGGAUACGUCUGUCGAUCCCGACGCUAUCCAUUCCGCGGUGCGGCACUCUGCGACGCUUCUGGAAGCGUCUGUCUUCGCCUUGCAAUGGCGCGCGGACGAUUGUGUGUUAGCUGUGGGCGGCAGUGACUAUAGCGUAUCCGUGUGGGACAUUGCGCAUUCGGUGUGUGUCGCGUCCUACGACCGCCACCAGGGGAGCCCGCGUGCACUUGCGUGGGACCCAAGCGCGCCGAGCAUGCUUGCGAGCGGUGCGCGCGAUGGAGAUAUGUAUAUAUGGGAUGUGCGCAUGCGCGAUCCAGCGCUGUACAUUGCACGCGCACAUGCACGCUCCGGAAAGCAUCGCGCCGGUGUGACUUCCGUCGCCUUUCUCCAGGACCGCGCCGUGGCGAGUACGUGCAGCGAGAAUGGCGUCGUGAAGCUGUGGGAUUUGCGGCACGCCAAGGCGUGUGCUUCGAGUGCCGACGUUUCGCAGCGCGGCGUUGCGCGCAAUACUCGCGCACAUGGCCUUUCGGACCUUGUGUAUGCGCCGAGCCGCGCGCGUCUUUACGCAUCGUGCACAGACGGCUGUAUAUACACGCUCGAUGCCUCUCUCUUACCGGACCCAUGGGGCCGGACCGAGCCGAUCGCUUACUUUAGCGAGGCGCAGGGGCAAAAUACGCUGUACGCACGCAUGGCGCUGCACCAGGAGCGGUUCCUCGCGCUUGGCUGCAAUUCGGGCGAUGUCGUGCUGUGGGACACAUGUGCGCCGCUUUCUGCGGCAGAUAGUGCUCGGCGCGUUGCGACAAAUGCAGCGGUGCUUCCUCGCGCGCACGAAACCAAUGUCGAGGUGAAUAGCGUGUCGUGGGGCAUGAGUGCCCACGGCAUGCAGCUUGUGUCUGCAUGCGAUGAUGGGACGCUGCAGCUAUGGCGCAGCGAGAAAGAAGAGCUGUGCAAAUUUAGUGGGUAG